Molecule: messenger RNA, 558 nt
Organism: Hyaena hyaena (striped hyena)
Lineage: Eukaryota; Metazoa; Chordata; Mammalia; Carnivora; Hyaenidae
Product: putative teratocarcinoma-derived growth factor 3
Source: RefSeq, a predicted model, not a curated record
AUGGACCACAGGAGGAUGGAGCCCUUCUCUUCCUGUGUGAUGUUGAUCAUGGCCAUUUCCAAAGCCUUUGAACUGGAAUUAGUUACUGGUUUGGGCUACCAUGAAUUUGCACGUCCCUCUCAGGGAGACAUGGCCUUAAGAAAUGACAGUAUUCUGUCACCGGAGGACAGGUCAUCUGCCAUUCAUCAGUGGCCUUUCCAGUUUGUGCUGUCCAUAGGAAUCCAGACACUCAGUUGCCACUGCUCUCUGAAUGGAGGAGCCUACAUGCUUUGGUCCAUCUGUGCCUGCCCUUCCUCUAUCUAUGGCCGGGACUGUGAGCAUGAUUUGCAUAAAGAGAACUGUGAGUCUGUGCCCAAUGACAUCUGGCUGACCAAGAAAUGUUCCACGUGUAAAUGCUGGCCUGGGCAGUUUCACUGCUUCCCUCAGACAUUUCCACCAGGGUGUGAUGGCCACACGAUGGAUGAGCACUUCCUGGUUUCCAGGACUCCAGAAUUAACACUGUCUUCGCCAACUUUUUUGCUAGCUGGCAUCUGCCUUGCUGUGCAGAGUUACUACUAA